Molecule: messenger RNA, 1305 nt
Organism: Anas platyrhynchos (mallard)
Lineage: Eukaryota; Metazoa; Chordata; Aves; Anseriformes; Anatidae
Source: RefSeq, a predicted model, not a curated record
UUCUUAAUCUUUUUUUUUUUUUCUUCUUUCUCCUUCUCCCUUUCUCCCAUCCUUUCACCCUUCCUCCAUUCCCCUCCAGCAGACCAUAAGCCCUCUCCCCAACCACGGUUUCCCCAUGUCCCCUCCAGAUCCCCACAAGUCCUCAGAACCGGGGGGCUUUGCUGGCCCCCCAACACUCAACCCUCUUCUUGCUAUUGCAUCGUGCUGCAGCAGUUGUUGCCAGAGAACAAGACGGGUGGAUGUGAUCAAUGAAACCCGAUACUUCCUUGACGGCCAUGGAGCUAGAAGUCCGGAAAAAUACUCACCCCGAGCAAGAAGAAGUGCUGAACCCUCCAAGAGGUGAAGAAUAUCAAUAUAAAUGGGAAUCCAGCCCCCAUGGGAUGGGAAGGAAAUGUCAUCGUGUACAUCAGCUCCUGGCUCCGCUGUGUGUGGUGCUGAUUGUCCUUGUCCUCGUUCUGCUGGUGGCCUUGGUUGUUGUACGUCUGCAGUCUUGCUCAUCACAUCCCCAAUUGUCCCACAUGUGCCCAGCCACAUGGAUCGGCUUCCUAAGCAAGUGCUACUAUUUCUCAGAAAAUAGAAGUGACUGGAACACCAGCUUGGAGAAGUGCAAGGCCUUGGAAGCCUCCCUGACCUCCAUAGACAGCCAGGAAGAACUGGAUUUCAUCAAUCGCUACAAGGGCCAAGCAAACCACUGGUUCGGGCUGCACGAGGAAGGUGAUGGCCAACGGAGGUGGACCAACGGCACAGCCUUCAACAGUUGGUUUGAGGUACAGGCAGGUGGAAAUUGUGCGUAUCUAAACCAGGAGAAGAUCAGCUCAGCCUUCUGCCACACGGAGAAAUACUGGAUCUGCAGCAAGCCCAACAACUACGUCCUCUGGAGGCAAAAGAUUUACCCUGAGUAAAAGUUCCCAUAAACAUAAAGCUCAUGACAGUGCCACAAAAAUAGGUAAAAACUUACUUAGGUCUGCUUCUUUGCCACAACAGUAUUGCUGAGUUUCCUUUCUGCUCAGAUUCGUGCAGGCUCUGUCAGUCUUUUGUACUCAAGUCAGCAACAUUCCUGUUCCUCUCUCUGCUUCUACAGCAGAAAAUAGUGUUUUUGUUUUUUUUUUUUACAUUUGCAAACGGGAUGUUUAUAAUAAUGAAUUUGAAACCUGUGAAUCUCAUGUGCUAUGGAAUUAUGCUAUUAUGCUAUCAUACUUUGCACUUCCUAUUGGAAGGAGGAAACUGUAAGAACAGAUACAGUCUGUAUGGACAUAUUUGGAUGGAUUUUUUAAUAAAAAUAUAAAAAUUGGAAGCUAAUUGAAA